Messenger RNA from Staurois parvus, 782 nucleotides. The record is from the annotation of a GenBank genome assembly. Lineage: Eukaryota; Metazoa; Chordata; Amphibia; Anura; Ranidae.
GGACACUGAUGGAGGCCAGAGGAGGGGAUUGGCAGGGAGGGUUGGAGGACACUGAAUGGAGGCCAUUGGAGGGAUUGGCAGGAGGGUUGGAGGACACUGAAUGAGGGCCAGUGGAGGGAUUGGCAGAGAGAGGGUGGAGGACCCUGAAUGGAGGCCAGUGGAGGGAUUGGCAGGGAGGUUGGAGGACACUGAAUGGAGGCCAGUGGAGGGAUUGGCAGAGAGGAGUUGAUGGUCGAGGAGACGGAGAGGGAGGGUGAGUUGCGAGGGGGAGACAGGGAUGGAAGUUGGAGGGAGGGCGGAGGGCGAGGAGGGACGGCGAGGGCGAGGGCGGAGGGAGACGGGGAGGGAGAGGGGCGAAGGGGACGGGAGAGGGUGGGGAGGGCGACGGGGGGAGGAGACGGAGGGGAGGGCGAGGGGCGAGGAGACGGGGGGAGGGGGGGGGAGGAGAGGGGGGAGGGGCGAGGGGCGGGGAGACGGGAGGGUGAUGGGCGAGGAGACGGAGGGUGAGGGGAGAGGGAGACGGGAGGGAGGCGGGCGAGGGGAGGGUGAGGUGGCGGAGACGGGAGGGGGUGAGGGGGAGGGGCGAGGAGACGGGAGGGUGAGGGGGAGAGGAGACGGGGAGGGUGAGAUGGGCGAGGAGACGGGAGGGUGAUGGGCGAGGAGACGGGAGGGGGGGGGAGGGGUAUAGUAUUAGAAUACAUGAGAGGUCAUUAACUGAAUGGAAGGGCCCAAGAACUGGACCUUGAGGGACCCUUCAGGGAGAGGAGGAGGACCCCCAAUGG